This is a messenger RNA of Physella acuta, 494 nucleotides long. Its product is annotated as polycystin-1-related protein. NCBI's taxonomy places the organism in Eukaryota, Metazoa, Mollusca, Gastropoda, Physidae. The record is from RefSeq and is a predicted model, not a curated record.
GUCACGCCGCCUACAUCGGCUGCUUCACGAUGACGACAGGCUGGCUGGACAGCUUUGUCCUGAAGCUGGAACACCUGGUGGUCAACGAUGUGGUCAUCUGUGUCGUCGCCUGUUGGGAGGAGAGGCAGAGGUUCGCUUUACUCAAGGAAGGCAGGACGUGUAUGUGCUCCAAUGCUUUACGAGCUCUUGUGGAGAAAGACUCGAGCACCUGUGACAAGCCAUGUUUGGCUGAAGUCAAACAGGCAUGUGGGGGGAAGGCCAGCUACAGCGUUUAUUAUACAGGCUACAUUGAAGAGCCAAUUUUCAAGCCCUUUGAAGAUUUUGAUGUAAGAAAAUUGUAUGCCGGCUGUUUCCGCCGACUCCAUAAUGACGAGACGGCGCUGUGUGACUUCUACUUUGUGACGUCACGACUGCGCGUGACAAUGUGCACGUCAGUGUGUGAGGAGCACGCGUACCUGUUCGGGGUCACGGAGUGUAGAGAUAUGUUUUCUUAA